Molecule: messenger RNA, 757 nt
Organism: Manduca sexta (tobacco hornworm)
Lineage: Eukaryota; Metazoa; Arthropoda; Insecta; Lepidoptera; Sphingidae
Exons: 3
Coding region: 210-440 (76 amino acids)
Source: RefSeq, a predicted model, not a curated record
AAAAACAUCAAAAUACGACAAACAUCCUUUUUAAGUCUGUUGAAUGUUCUAGAUGAUGCAUCUACCGGCAGGAAUGUUGUAUAACGCGAGGUAAGUGGGUGGGUCCGCAUUAACAUUCACAUCGACUUUCGUUUACCACCACCAUCGGAUCUUAGUCAGUUGUGUAACGGACACAGUUGGUAACGUACGGGAUUUUAGUGUUUUAAACCAUGGAUUGCUUUAAAUAUGUAUUUUCGUUGCUCAUGGUGAUCGUGUGUUUGGUGAUCACAACAGAGUCGACGAUACCGCAGCCAAGAGCGCCUAACUUCCAAUACUUCGAAAGGCCGAACUACCGAUAUCCGUACUAUGACGAGAAUGGUCGUGGCAAGCUGCUAUACGGCUACGGAGGGUCGGAGCUAUACCAAUACAAGUCUUACUCCCCGCUAGAAGGAAUUCACUGAUUACACGAAGCACUGGUAACAAAUAGAACAAAAGUGAGGCUUCAUUUUGUGCACAAGGGAAAUAUUUUGUAUUUAAAACGUCCGUCAAGAGCAUGGUUCAUGAAAUAAGUACUUAAUAUUUUACCUAUGUGUUUAGAUUCUAUGGGUAAUAUUAUAUCAAUGUAUACAGAGGCUGUUACGUACGAACCGUGCCUUGUACAAAUUAAAUAAAUAUCAAUUAACAAAAUGAAGGCUAUUGGAAUUUAGGUACCUAAGUACUUACUUACCCAUUUUUAUAUUUUUGUACAUAUUUUAAUAUACGGUAGUUAAGUAAUAAA